This is a messenger RNA of Sphenostylis stenocarpa, 246 nucleotides long. The record is from the annotation of a GenBank genome assembly. Lineage: Eukaryota; Viridiplantae; Streptophyta; Magnoliopsida; Fabales; Fabaceae.
AUGAGUGUAGAUGUUGGUUGGAGGCAAGCAAACCAUGGUCGAAAAGGAGAUCAGGGCUAUUCAGCUGGUUCGAGUGUGAUCAAAGUGAUGAUUUUGAGGCCACGUCCAGGACGACACUCACCACCACCACCGACUCCUGGCUAUUCUCCUGAACCCGGUCCAGGAAGAAAUAACAAAUCUCCUCCAACACCUUUCAACUCUCUCCUGCACAUGGAAUCUCUCAACCCUUCUGCUGCAUCUGCAUGA